Tuber aestivum (summer truffle) is the source of this 1620-nucleotide messenger RNA. The record is from the annotation of a GenBank genome assembly. NCBI's taxonomy places the organism in Eukaryota, Fungi, Ascomycota, Pezizomycetes, Pezizales, Tuberaceae.
AUGAGUGACUUCGAGCUUAUCGGGGAAGAAGAGAUAUUCUUGGGCGGUGAAACGGGAGACAUGGGUGACGUGGGCGACGAAACGGUUUGCUCAAAUUUUUCCGACGUCACGAUUGGACAGUUCGGCUCUGCCAGAGUGCUGAAAGAUGGAGGGGACGCCAGCCCCGGGAAGCGGUCACCCGUAAAGGUACGUGUAACUUAUGGCUCACCGAAGCUAUAUAUCAAUAUCCAUUUGGAAUUAUUCUGAUUGACCCCCCAUCACCAGUCCCGCCCGCAAACCCCGACCAACCGCCAACCCAUCUCAACAACUGCAACUCCCAAAACCACCCGUCCUGGGUCCCGCCAUACUAACAUGCAAUCAUCGCCGGAUUCCCCGGUCGCCCCUCCUGAUCACAGCCAAGCGGCAAAUCUUCUGCUCGACUUUACACAGCAAUUUGACGCAAUUACUUCGCGUCCGCCGGCGCCGACAACACCUCUGCACCGCCGCACAAAGUCCGCUUCCCCAACCAAGGGUGGGAAAGCGUCGCCGUCCAAGUUCGCGCUUCCUCCGGCAACCCCUACGGAAAAGAAGUUUUUCAAUUUACUUGACUUCUCGCCCGGGGCACUGGCCUCUCCUCGCUCAGUGCCCUCGAUCACACCCCGUGAGGUCGAUCAGCUGAAGGCCUCCUUUGCCAGCCAGCUAUCACAGCUACGCGCAGAGUUGAAUGGCCGAGAGGCCGAAAUCGUUGGACUGAGAGAUGCGCUCAGACAAUCAGAGGUGCGAUAUGCAGAUGCGAGCAACGGCAUGAAACAGCAGGAAGACGAAUUCGAAGAGGAACGGAAUAGCUGGCAGAACACAAAGGUAGAACUAAGACAGCUAUUCGAAGCCGAGAGGAUAGAAAAAGAAACCCUCGUCCACGAAAUGGAGAGGAGAGAAGAUGAGCUCCGGAUGCUGCGAGAGAGGGCGGAAGGCGCCCUGAAAGAGCUCGCAGACGCAAAGCGUAGAGUCACCCACGCGGAAGACGAGGCCGUAAGGGCCAAGAAGGAAGCCGAAACCGCUUGGAAGCAUGCCGAAAAGACCCAGCCUUCCGGUUCCGCCGCGCCCCCUCCUCCAGACCCCACCAAUGUCCCGACAGAAGUCGAUAGGGUCGCCCGGGAGCUCCACUCCCUCUACAAAGCCAAGCACGAAACCAAAGUCGCCGCUUUGAAGAAGAGCUAUGAAGCGAAAUGGGAGAAGAAAGUCCUCGCCCUGCAAACCGAACUAGGCACGCAGAAGAAUCGCUGCGGGGAGCUGGAAGCUCAAAUCCAGGAGAAGAAUGAGGAAGAGAUGACCGCAGACAUCAAGUACUCCGCCCCCAACGUCGAGGAGGCAGCAGGACUACGCGAUGAGGUCCAGAGACUCAAGGAAGAACUCAAGAUUGAGAGACGGGAAAAGGGAGAAUUAGUCGGUGCUGUGGAGGAGCUCCUCUCAAUCCAGGCGAGCGCCACCGCCAUGGGAGGGAGAGAAUUGGCGGCGGAGGAGCGGGAGAAGGUUACUAGGAGAGUUGCGAGAGUUAGUGGAGUAGGUUUCGGUGGGAGCAUCGGGAGUAAUAGUGGAUUGAAGAGUGGAAUCGAGAGGAUGGGCGGUGGUGCUAGGAAGUAG